AUGAAGACGUUCACUGCUCACAUGUCGUGCAUAUGGCGCUCCUUUGAUUGCAUUAAAAACCUCGACAUCGAUGUCGCAUCCCUAGCCGCGACUCGGCGCUCCGUCGCAGCCUCGCCUCCAAGCCCCGUCCUCGCCACGCGCCGCCCUGCAACUAGGCAGGGCAAGCCUACGGGCUGCGUUCGCCUGCUGAAAAUGAGCGCCAAAUGGAUGAUGGAAGAAGCGACAAGUUCAAGAACGUUUGAAAAUGUAACGGUUUUUAGAUUGGAUUCCCGUGGAAAACAGCAUAUAAUAUCGUACCAUAAAAUAAAUGUGUUGCAGGAAGACCAGAGGACACAUACAGAAGGACGGUCUUCAACAAGAUGGACAAGACUGGAAAAUGGUGGAGAGAGAUUUAAGGAACAGCGGGUAAAAGGUUUAUUGGUUAAGGGACCCAGAAAGUUAAUUGACCCUUCUCGUUUUAAGCUACGCACACCUAUGCUUCGGCCGAUCCCUUUCUGUCGAGAGAACAUCUGCCUCCUACGUUUGUCAGUUCCAACGGUGAAUGAAAUGGGAGAGAUUACGAAACAAUCAAGGGGCUUUGGCGAGAUACCUGCUCACUCCAGUGGCGUCGCGAGUAUUAGAAUGGAAUAUUCCAUUCCGCGUUUGGGGCGGGCGCGUGGAGUUAUCGGGCCGGAUGCUCGCGGCGCUCGGCCCCCGCCCCCGCCCCCGCCCGCGCCCCUGGGCCUUGGCUCACGGGGCGAGGCCGCGCGGGGGCGCAGCGGCGUCGGGUCUCGCAACGUGACCGACGCGACGGUUUCCCACAAGAGAGCCGCCGCCGCCGCCGCCGCCGCCGCCGCUCUUGGCGAGAUUAGCGCGCGCAUCUGUCGUUAUUUGCCAUCGCCCGCCCCGAUAAGGGCGAUCGCCCGUAGAUCGCCCGCGCGCCCGAUAAGGCAGCAGCGUCGGGGAUCAAUAGCUCCCUCAACGGCCCUCGGCCUAGCGACGGAGAACGGCGCGCAUCAGCAUUUGCCGCUGGAAAUGGUUCUGCAUUCAAAUGAGGAAAGUGAACCAUUGAAUUCCGAGGCAGGGAAGGAAGUAGCGGAAUUCAAAUUAGCGGAUUCAAUUCGCAACAUGGCUGACCCUCCACCCAAGGCCACUUGGGUAUGA
Gryllus bimaculatus (two-spotted cricket) is the source of this 1143-nucleotide messenger RNA. The record is from the annotation of a GenBank genome assembly. Lineage: Eukaryota; Metazoa; Arthropoda; Insecta; Orthoptera; Gryllidae.